Gongylonema pulchrum is the source of this 345-nucleotide messenger RNA. NCBI's taxonomy places the organism in Eukaryota, Metazoa, Nematoda, Chromadorea, Rhabditida, Gongylonematidae. The record is from the annotation of a GenBank genome assembly.
AUGAACGGACGCCCCGAGCAACAACCGCCAUCGACUGCUACUGAGGUGAAAUGCCGCUGCUGCCCAUACGGGUUUCACAUCGACCUCGGAUUCAUUGAUUUCAUCGAGAAUGUCGCCAGUGAGUAUUGUCGCUAUUUAUGCGAAUUUUGCAGCAAUUCACUGGAAAAUGUUGUGAGUGAUUUCGAGGAAACGUUGCAUCCACGUGGCAGCACAUCGGACCGGGAAUCAUCGAUUCGUGGCCUGAAAAUGAGGAAAAAUGAUAGUAGCACACGAUGCAAUGGAUAUCUCUCGGAUUACACAGGCGCUCAACAGAUUAGCCGAUCGCUACCCCCAAAGAGCCGUUAG